Molecule: messenger RNA, 1062 nt
Organism: Drosophila rhopaloa
Lineage: Eukaryota; Metazoa; Arthropoda; Insecta; Diptera; Drosophilidae
Product: basic salivary proline-rich protein 3-like
Exons: 1
Coding region: 1-1062 (353 amino acids)
Source: RefSeq, a predicted model, not a curated record
AUGUACAGAAGCAGCAGCAGCAACAGUAAGGCCGUGAGGGGAGAGGGGCGGGGAGGCAGCACUGGGAAACAGCCAGCGGCGAGAUGGAGGCGGACUCAGGUUCCGCACUCCAGCUGCUGGCGUCCCCCUGGUGUCGCGGUCCCCGUCGCCGAACCCCGAGGACGAGGAGCGGAUCACCGACGUAGAACUGUAGGAGGAGGAGGAGGCCGGCGUCCGGUCGGCAGGGCAGGAGGCCGAGGUGCCCACGAUCGACCUGGUCUCAGAAGAGGAGGAGGACACCGGGACGGAGACGGUGAGUCCGGAGGUUUCCUCAGACGAGGAGGACGAGCCACGUCGGGCGGCGAAGGCCCGGAUGGCAUUCCAGAGAAUACGGAGGGCCGCAGCCGGAUUCGGGCGGAUCCGCUUGGGCGACGCAGCGCCAUCGGGCCGCCCGGAGGAGGCGAAGCGGAUAUUCGCAACCCGGGCGGAGGUCACGGGCAGUCGCCGCAGCCAGAGAGUGGCAAAAGCGGCUGGAUGAGGCUGAGGCCGAAGAGGCCGCGGGGAGCACCACCGCCAUCACCAUCGCCACCGCCACCGCCGUCGCCGCCCCGGGCAGCAACACCGCCACCACCGUCGCUGCCCCGGGCAGCAACACCGCCACCCCGGGCAGCAACACCGCCACCACCGUCACCGCCGCAGGCACCUCGGCACGGAGCAGGAACACCGCCGCCUCCACCGCUGCCGUGGGUGCUCACGCCAUCGCCGCGGCCAACAAAACGGCUCGGCGUAGACCCGGAGGGUCUGGAGAAGGGACCCUGGGUGUGGCCGCCGCCAGGGGAGCCGUCAUGCCCGGAGCCUCGGUGCCCUCCAGCAAGGCCGCGUAUGAGUCGCCAGCAGUCGGCGGACAGCAGCCGCAGGGAGGAGGUGGCCGAGGGAGGGUGGCCGCCGAGGGUGGCAUCCGAGGCUGGCAGGCAGGUGCAGAGGGCUCGGAGCAGUCGCUGGGCCAAGUUAAUAGUGGUGGAUGGCGUCCGCUACCGCAUCCGGGUGGCAAGCGGGGUAGUAAGGGUCUUGAGGGCCCAAUAA